This is a messenger RNA of Hippocampus comes (tiger tail seahorse), 4208 nucleotides long. Its product is annotated as serine/threonine-protein kinase TAO1-like. Lineage: Eukaryota; Metazoa; Chordata; Actinopteri; Syngnathiformes; Syngnathidae. The record is from RefSeq and is a predicted model, not a curated record. Gene Ontology annotation, molecular function: protein serine/threonine kinase activity; ATP binding. Gene Ontology annotation, biological process: protein phosphorylation; regulation of cytoskeleton organization. The coding region runs from base 168 to 3137 and encodes 989 amino acids. The transcript has 21 exons. Gene Ontology annotation, cellular component: cytoplasm.
CGGCCGCGUUUCUCCGGCUGCCGGCGGCGGCGGCUCCCGCCGCUCGCUGCGGGGAUUCGCCUUCCGCCAGACGUUCCCGCCGAUGAGCGCGGGGCCGCUCCGGCGUCGCUCAGCGGUUUCAGCGUGGCACGAGGUCCUCGCGGGGGCGCGCCCCGCCAGGCCUCGGCAUGCCGUCGUCGGUGCGAGCGGGGAGCCUGAAGGACCCCGAGGUGGCCGAGCUCUUCUUCAAGGAAGACCCCGAGAAACUCUUCUCGGACCUGCGCGAGAUCGGCCACGGCAGCUUCGGCGCCGUCUACUUUGCACACGACGUGCGCACCAACGAGGUGGUGGCCAUCAAGAAGAUGUCGUAUAGUGGGAAGCAGUCCAACGAGAAAUGGCAGGACAUCAUCAAGGAAGUGAAGUUCCUGCAGAGGAUCCGCCACCCCAACAGCAUCGAGUACAAAGGGUGUUACCUGCGCGAGCACACCGCCUGGCUGGUGAUGGAGUAUUGCCUGGGCUCAGCCUCGGACCUCCUGGAAGUUCACAAGAAGCCUCUGCAGGAAGUGGAGAUCGCCGCCAUUACGCACGGCGCCCUGCAGGGGCUGGCCUACCUGCACUCGCACAACAUGAUCCACAGGGACGUGAAGGCGGGAAACAUCCUGCUGACGGAGCCGGGACAGGUCAAGCUGGCCGACUUUGGCUCCGCCUCCAUCGCCUCGCCCGCCAACUCCUUUGUGGGGACGCCCUACUGGAUGGCGCCUGAGGUGAUCCUGGCCAUGGACGAGGGCCAAUAUGACGGCAAAGUGGACGUCUGGUCUUUGGGCAUCACCUGCAUCGAACUUGCCGAGAGGAAGCCGCCCUUGUUCAACAUGAACGCCAUGAGUGCCUUAUAUCACAUCGCGCAGAAUGAGAGUCCCACGCUGCAGUCCAGCGAAUGGACCGAUUACUUCCACAACUUCAUCGACUCUUGCCUUCAAAAAAUCCCACAAGACCGGCCGCACUCGUACGACAUGCUGGGCCACGCGUUCAUGCAGCGCGAGCGUCCCGCCUCGGUCCUGAUGGACCUCAUCAUGAGGACCAAGGACGCCGUGCGCGAGCUGGACAACCUGCAGUACCGCAAGAUGAAGAAGAUCCUCCUGCAGGAGGCCCACAACGGACCGGCGCCGGAAGCGCCCGACCCGGACGAGGAGCCGGAGGCGGGCGGCGGGCGCGCCGGCACGGUGAACAGCGUGGGCAGCAACCAAUCCAUCCCCAGCAUGUCCAUCAGCGCCAGCUCGCAGAGCAGCUCCGUCAACAGCCUCAACGACGGCGCCCACGACAGCCGCAGCGAGCUGGACCUCAUGGACGGCGACCACACCGUCAUGUCCAACAGCUCCGUCAUACACCUCAAACCCGAUGAAGAGGAGGCUUUCUCGGGCGACCAAGCCUCGGCGGGCGGCCAACCGACGGAGGCUCAGGUCUCGACGGCGGCGGCGGCGGCGCGUCCCAGGAAGCAUCAGCGCAACCGAGAGCACUUUGCCACCAUCCGCACCGCCUCCCUGGUGACGCGCGAGAUGCAGGAGCACGAGCAGGACUCGGAGCUGCGUGAGCAGAUGUCGGGCUACAAGCGCAUGCGGCGGCAGCACCAGAAGCACCUGCUGGCGCUGGAGAACAAGUUGAAGGGCGAGAUGGACGAGCACCGCCUGCGUCUGGACAAGGAGCUGGAGGGCCAGCGCAGCAACUUUGCCCAGGAGAUGGACAAGCUGCUCAAGAAGCACCACGCCUCGCUCGACAAGGACCUGAAGACCUUCGCCACCGACGAGAAGAAGUUCCAGCAGCACAUUCAGCUGCAGCAGAAGAAGGAGCUGGGCGGCUUCCUGGAGUCGCAGAAGCGCGAGUACAAGCUGCGCAAGGAGCAGCUCAAAGAGGAGCUGAGCGAGAACCAGUCCACCCCCAAGAAGGAGAAGCAGGAGUGGCUGUCCAAGCAGAAGGAGAACAUCCAGCACUUCCAGGCCGAGGAGGAAGCCAACCUGCUGAGGAGGCAGCGGCAGUACCUGGAGCUGGAAUGUCGGCGCUUCAAGCGCAGAAUCCUCAUCGCCCGCCACAACGUGGAGCAGGACCUCGCCCGAGAGGAGCUGAACAAGCGUCAGACGCAGAAGGACCUGGAGCACGCCAUGCUGCUGCGGCACCACGAGUCCAUGCAGGAGCUGGAGUUCCGGCAGCUGGCCGGCAUCCACAAGGCGCGCGCCGAGCUCAUCCGCACGCAGCACCAGACCGAGCUCACCAACCAGCUGGAGUACAACAAGAGGAGGGAACGAGAGCUCCGCCGCAAGCACUUUAUGGAGGUUCGCCAACAGCCCAAGAGCCUCAAGUCCAAGGAGCUCCAGAUCAAGAAGCAGUUCCAGGAGACGUGCAAGACUCAGACCCGGCAGUACAAAGCCCUGCGCAACCACCUUCUGGAGAGCACGCCCAAGUGCGAGCACAAGGCGCUGCUCAAGAGGCUCAAGGAGGAGCAGACCCGCAAGUUGGCCAUCCUGGCCGAGCAGUACGACCACUCCAUCAACGACAUGCUCUCCACGCAGGCGCUGCGUCUGGAUGAGGCUCAGGAAGGCGAAUGUCAGGUUCUGCGCGUGCAGCUGCAGCAGGAGCUGGAACUGCUCAACGCUUACCAGAGCAAAAUCAAAAUGCAGACGGACGCUCAGCACGACAAAGAGCGGCGCGACCUGGAGCAGAGAGUCAGCCUCAGGAGGGCGCUGCUGGAGCAGAAGAUCGAGGAGGAGAUGCUGUCUCUUCAGAACGAGCGUUUGGAGCGCAUCCGUUCACUUCUGGAGCGUCAGGCCCGUGAGAUCGAAGCCUUCGACUCCGAGUCCAUGAGGCUGGGCUUCAACAACAUGGUCCUGGCCAACGUGGCCCUCGACCCGCAGGGCGGCUGGGGCGGGGGCGGGGGCGGCGCCGCCCCAGGGGGCGGCCACUGGCCCGCCGGAGGCGGCCCCGCCAUGGCCGGGGCGCCGCCCCCCUGGAGCCUCCAUCUCCCGGCGGGCGGGGCCCAGAGAGGGGCCGGCGGGGUGAGGAACAGCCCCCAGGCCUUGAGGAGGACGUCGUCGGGGGGGAGGAGCGAACAGAGCAUGAGCAGAAGCGCCAGCAUGGCCUCCAACGCCUCGCACCUCUCCUUCACCUAGCGCGCGCGCGCGCGCACCCGAUGACGUCACCGCCACGACACCGAGGUCAGCGUGGGGCUCGCGGGCAGCGCUGGAAACAAAACACAGAAGCGACAUCACCACCCGACGCGGCCGGAAGCUCAUUCCGGUUUCGCGUCGCGCCGGCUGAGGCGUCGAAAGCGCAUCGCGCUAGGCUAGCGUCGUCUUUGUGUCAAAGGGUUGGGACCCUGAUUUCAAACCCGACACUCUUGCAUACCCUUAACCCGCUUUCAGAAUUCUGAUUUAAAACCCUCAGCCUACUUUGAAAUCCCAACCCUACUUUUUAGAUGCAUUGGGGUCCCAGUAACCCCUUCGCGUCAAGCUCGUGUCAUGUCUGCCAUUUCAGCGCCGUGCUAAAGUCAUUUUCAUGUCCCGUGAGUGACGUGACUCGAUGACGUGUCAUGUAUGUACCACCACUCGUCUCGCUUUGUCGUAGCGCCGCAUUAGUUUCUCCUCAGCGUCCAAGUAGCGUCAUGUGUCACGUCUUCGCCUCACGCUCGGCUUAUAUUUGCGUCACGUCUGCCAAGGUGGCGUCAAAGUUCUGCCACGUGAGUGUCUACCGUGCUAAUGUCACGUUAGCACCACGCUAGCGUCAUCGUGGUCCAGUCCCUCAUGUUAGCGGUGUAUUUGUGUGCUGUCUGCCGCCAAUUGUGUCGGCAUCACGUUGUCUCCUGUUAGCGUCAUAUUAGGAACCCACCGGUGGGGUGGGCUGGGGUCGGGGGCUCCAACUUAAUGUUUAAGUGAGCUAGGCAGCGUCCAGGCUUGUUGCCCCAUCAUUCGGUGAGACGCUUCACCAUAUUUGGCAACAAAAAUGCCACUUUUUCUGACGCAAAGAAUAUGUUUUGCCAGAGAAGAGCUCCUUCUCACCACCACCCCGAAGCAGAAGGAUUCGACCGCAAAUCUGUAAUUUUGCGACAAAUUGGCCAUAGCCGGCCCGAGCCAAAUCGGAGGCUGAGCAACCACUCAAAUAUUCUGUGACGGAGAUGCUCGCCCUUGUGCCGAAAACGUUUGUACACAGAAAGGCUCGCUCCCGCUUGAAAGACUGAGUCGCAA